Nymphalis io (European peacock) is the source of this 1523-nucleotide messenger RNA. RefSeq lists its product as uncharacterized. The coding region runs from base 69 to 560 and encodes 163 amino acids. Lineage: Eukaryota; Metazoa; Arthropoda; Insecta; Lepidoptera; Nymphalidae. The transcript is spliced from 4 exons. The record is from RefSeq and is a predicted model, not a curated record.
AACCAACGCCGAUGCUCUACUUAUUUCAUGUCCCAGUUAAAAUCAGUAUUUCCUAGAAGAAUAGGUGCAUGAUGUAUGCAGCCACAAUGACUCGACCGUGUGAAGGCACCUUAACUUUCGUGGCGGACAAGGAAGAAGAUUUUUGGGCUCCCCCAGUGUAUCAGGUCGCAGUACCUUGUCAUAAAUGUAAAGACCUGGGUUAUACAAUAGAUAUUAUAACAAAUGAUAUCUCGUACUAUGGAUUCACGAAAAACGGAAGAUCAUUGAUCGAAAAAUGCGAAAACUUUAUUCAAAAUCACAUCAGCCGAGCUGAGUUCCUAAAAGAGCAAAACACGACAGACCCAUCUAGUAGUAGCAAACGAGUUUGGUCAUAUUUGGAUUUUAAAAAGCUUUUUGAGCAUAUAAGACAAGAUAAUUUAAACAACAUAAAAAUGAACAAUAAAGUCGCAGUUGGAUCGUGGCUUAUACUGUCACCUUUGAGCGGAGCUUGGAAUUUCGAUACGUUGAAGCUCUAUAUGAUGGAUGUGAUAAAAAAAUCGAUGAUGACGUGUCAUAUCUGAGCGUGGUUUAAUUGGAGGACUCGGAUAAAUGUGAUUCCUGAACCCCACUAUCGAACGAGGCUUAAAACUUGAUAAAUAUUGAUGUGAAAUACUUAAUAGUUUGUAAUUUUAUGAAGAGUAAACUAUCGUUACAAUAUAAUUACUACUUAGCGAAUGAGGACAGUGGAAGUGAAAACCUGCAUGGGGAGUGAUCUCAAGAUGUAGUUGAUAUUCUUUAAAUUCGCACUAAAGUUUUUUUUUUAUAUUUGUCGGGAAGGCAAAUGACCCUACUCCACCUGAUGGUAUAGAGUUCAAGCGUGACAACGGCCAGUACAGUCGGGAAGAAUGAUCUGAACUUGCUGCCCCCGCCUUGCCGGCCCGUAAGAUAACUCUUCAAGCCUCGUUUGAAGGAACCUGGGUUGCAAGAGGAGGGGAAUACGUGAGCUAGUAAAGAAUUCCAUUUUUGGAAGUGCGACAAAGAAAGGAGUUGCCAAAUUUCUUUGUGCGCGAUGGAAUUGAUGCCACAGUUAAGCGGUGACAUCGAAAGCCAGCACGCGUAGACUUAUGAGGAAGGAGAAAGCAGGAAUUAUAAUUCCUGUCGCAGACUGUAGCACACGCCGUGAUACAGUCGAUAGAAAGCGCUCAGCGCUAUCUCUCGACGCAAUUGGCUCGAGGGUGUUUGUGACCUUUACGUCGCCAAUAAUGCGAACCACACGUGGCUUUUAACAAUAAUAAUGAUAAUGAUAUCCUGGGACAUUUUUCACAUACGGCCAUCUUAUCCCAAAUUAAGCUUGUACAUACUUAUAUAGAUAAUUACACCCAGGCUCGGGACAAGCAGACAUUUUCAUGCACACAAAUAUCUGUCCUGGGUGGGAAUCGAACAUGCGCCAACCACGCCAACCGGCUCGUCACCGUCAAGUUUAAGUAAUGUAGAUUUACCAUCUAUAUUAACGGCAUUGUAGUAAAUAAUGUAUAGCGGAUAAA